Molecule: messenger RNA, 4205 nt
Organism: Pimephales promelas (fathead minnow)
Lineage: Eukaryota; Metazoa; Chordata; Actinopteri; Cypriniformes; Leuciscidae
Source: RefSeq, a predicted model, not a curated record
AUGCGUCACACCCCGCCCACUCUCCAGGUUGAUGAGUUCACGCCCUCGUACUGGUGCAGCAGCCCUCGUGUGGCCUUUCUGAAGGAGAAGGAGGAUGACGAGGAAGCCGAGAAGGCGACGAAGGGGGAAUUUAUCGAAGAGGAGCCAGCUGGACUGGUCUCGGGGGUCAAGAUCAAACAUUUGGCGAAGGUUUUCAAAGUGGGCAAUAAGACCAAGGAGGCGGUGAGAGAUUUAACGCUCAACAUGUUCGAAGGCCAGAUCACUGUCCUGCUGGGUCACAACGGAGCGGGCAAGACGACCACACUAUCAAUGCUGACAGGCCUUUUCCCACCCAGCAGCGGCCGUGCGUACAUUAACGGUUAUGACAUAUGUCAGGAUAUGGCUCUGAUCCGCCGCAGCCUGGGUCUUUGUCCGCAGCACGACGUGCUCUUCGACAACCUCACCGUCCGAGAACACCUGCUCUUCUACACACAGCUGAAGGGUUACCCUCGCGAAAAGAUCCCCGAUGAGGUCGACCGCAUCCUUCGGAUCCUUAAUUUGGAGAAUAAGCGUAAUGCGCCAUCCAAGACCCUCUCUGGUGGGAUGAAGAGGAAGCUUUCCAUCGGCAUUGCUUUAAUCGGAGACUCAAAGGUGGUGAUGUUGGACGAACCCACCUCAGGGAUGGACCCAUCAGCCCGACGGGCCACCAGGGACCUGCUGCAGGGCGAGAAACGGGGACGUACCAUCCUGCUCACCACACACUUCAUGGACGAGGCCGAUCUGCUGGGAGAUCGCAUCGCCAUCAUGGCUAGCGGGGAGCUCCAGUGCUGUGGCUCGCCGCUCUUCCUCAAGAACAAAUACGGUGCUGGCUACCACAUGGUCAUCGUAAAAGACGCAUUUUGUAACGUGUCUGAGAUCACCCGUCUAGUCCACAUGUAUGUGCCUGAUGCCACUCUAGAGAGCAGUGCAGGCGCUGAACUCUCCUACAUACUGCCCAAAGAGAGCACCAGCCGGUUUGAGCUGCUGUUUGCUGAGCUGGAGAUGAACCGAGACGAGCUGGGCAUCGCCAGCUACGGGGCGUCCGUCACCACCAUGGAGGAGGUUUUCCUCAGGGUCGGGAAGCUCGUGGACUCCAGUCUGGAUAUUCAGGCCAUCCAGCUCCCUGCUCUGCAGUACCAGCACGAGCGGAGGUCACAUGACUGGACCAUGGACGACUCCAGCAGCAUCAGCGGCAUGACUGACGUGACGGAUUUCACUGACAGCGGCACUAUGAUCUCAGAGGACUGCUCCAACAUCAAACUCAACACCGGGGCCAGACUCUAUAUGCAGCAGUUCUACGCUAUGUUCCUGAAGAGGGCGCUCUACAGCUGGCGCAACUGGAAAGUGAUGGUGGCUCAGUUCCUGGUGCCGCUUAUCUUCACAGUGGUGGCUCUAGUGGUGGCCUGUACCGCCCCCAGGAGCCAUAACUCGCCCCAGCUCCGCCUGGCACUAAAGCAAUACGGCCCUACCCGCGUGCCCGUGGCCUUAGAUGCCCACGCCGUGCCGUUGGCUGCAGCUCUGGCUGAGCUCUACGCCACACAGCUGCCUUCCCAGAGUGCCACGGCUGACACUAAUAUAACAGAUUUCUCAGAGUACGUGCUAAAUAACGCCAUGCAGGAGGGCGGAGCUUUCAACGAGCACUGUGUGGUGGGCGCCGCUUUCAGAAACAGACCCAGGAAGUACACUAAGGUCAUCGGCUACUUCAACAACCAGGGCUACCACACCUCUGCUACGGCGCUCAUGCUGGUUGACAACGCUCUCUACAAGCUACUAGCGGGACCCAGCGCCUCCAUCCGCACUGGAAACUACCCCAUGCCCCGCAACAUGUCCGAGUCGGCGCAGAGCCAGCUGUCUGAGGGUCAGACAGGCUUCGCCAUCGCCAUAAACCUCAUGUACGGCAUGGCGUCUUUAGCCAGCACCUUCGCCCUGCUCCUCGUCUCCGAGCGGUCGGUGAAGUCCAAGCACUUGCAGCAGGUCAGCGGGGUCUACCUCUCCAACUUCUGGUUCUCUGCCCUGCUGUGGGACCUCGUCAACUUCCUGUUGCCCUGCCUGCUCAUGCUGGUGGUUUUCCGAGUGUUUUCAGUAAAAGCGUUCGUGUCUGAAAACCACCUGGUGGAUAUUCUACUGAUGCUGCUUCUGUACGGCUGGGCGGUGAUCCCCCUCAUGUACCUGCUCAGCUUCCUGUUCUCCACGCCAGCCACAGCCUACACGUGCCUCACCAUCUUCAACAUCAUCAGCGGCACCGCAACCUUCCUCGCGGUCACCAUCAUGACCAUCCCUGAUCUGAAUCUGCUAGACCUCUCCUAUAUCCUGGAUAAAGUCUUCCUGAUCUUCCCGAAUUACUGUCUGGGCAUGUCCUUCAGCGAGUUCUACCAGAACUAUGAGAAAAUCACCUUCUGCUCCUCCAGCUUCAUUGCCAGCAUAAUCUGCAAGCAGUACAACAUCACGUAUCAAAUGAACUACUUUUCCAUGGACCAGCCCGGAGUGGGCCGCUUCCUGGUGGCCAUGUCCCUGCAGGGUGUCGUCUUCAUCGGCCUGGUCUUCAUCAUCGAGCUCCGGUGCAUCCGCACGCUACUCAACCUCUGCAGGAGACGCAAGAAGGCACUGUUGUUGGCAGAAGAAGCUCUUCAACCUGAGGAUAGAGAUGUUGCCGAGGAGAGGAAGAGAGUUUUGGAUUGCCAGCCAGUGGUUGAGUCCAUGGUGGGCAGCCCGCUCAUUCUACAGGAGAUCAGCAAGGUAUACUCAGGUGGGCAGACGCUGUUAGCGGUGGACCGUCUGUCCCUGGCCGUUGGGAAGGGUGAGUGCUUUGGUUUGCUGGGAUUUAAUGGAGCGGGGAAGACUACGACAUUCAAAAUGCUGACGGGAGAUGAAAGCGUAACUUCAGGGGAUGCCUUUAUUGACGGCUACAGCAUCCUCCGAGAUGUGAAAAAGGUGCAACAGAGAAUCGGCUACUGUCCCCAGUUUGACGCGGUGCUGGAUCACAUGACUGGGCGGGAAACCCUGAGCAUGUAUGCCAGACUGAGGGGCAUCCCAGAGAAGUAUAUCACCGGCUGUGUAGAGAACGUCCUGCGCUCGCUGCUGCUCGAACCUCACGCUGACAAACUCGUCCGCAGCUACAGUGGCGGCAACAAGAGGAAGUUGAGUGCGGGCAUGGCUCUGAUCGGUGGGCCACCCGUCAUCUUUCUGGACGAGCCCUCCACUGGCAUGGACCCCGUGGCCAGGCGGCUGCUUUGGGACGCGAUCACGCGAACCAGAGAGUCAGGCAAAGCCAUCAUUAUAACAUCACACAGUAUGGAGGAGUGCGAGGCGCUGUGCACUCGGCUGGCUGUCAUGGUGAACGGCCAGUUCAAAUGUCUGGGCAGCCCACAGCACCUGAAGAGCAAGUUCGGGAGCGGUUACACGCUGCUGGCCAAAGUCCGUGUGGAGACGGAGUUAGAGGAGAUGGACCUUCAGCUCUUCAAAGAAUUCAUUGAAAGCACCUUUCCAGGAAGUUCACUGAAGGAUGAACACCAGGGGAUGGUCCACUAUCACCUGACUGACAAAACCCUUACCUGGGCACAGGUGUUCGGGGUGCUAGAAACAGCCAAAGAGAAGUACAGCAUCGAGGACUACUGCGUCAGCCAGAUCUCACUGGAACAGGUGUUUCUCGGCUUCGCCCAGUUCCAGCUCUGCGCCGCUGAGGCCUGCGGGAAAUGACACGCUCCUCGAGGCGAUCUUCACCUGCUGAGUUAAGAGGUUCAUCCUGGGCCGACCGACUCUCCAUCAGACAAUGGACAUUGCUCAGGUGUCUCUCUUCACACACUUCUGACAUGAUCAUGCAUAACACUUCCAGACUCGAGCACAGAGGCAGGACCACUAACUGAAGAUCUCGGCCAGUAGAAACCAUAUUCGGUGUUUAUUUCUGACCUGUCUGUGCGUUCGCGGGCGCUUCGAGUUUCAACGGGGAGUUCGUCACACCCUGAAACACUCUGGGUCUUGCCUGAAAGGAAGUGCUGUUUGUUCAUCAUUGUGUGCGGUUACUUUGUUAUUUAUGAAUGAUUUUGUUUUUUGUUUCUCUUCAUCCGUUUUCCACUGUGGUCCCCCCCCCCCCCCCUUCAAUUUCUGCUAAAAUAUGCAAAAAUGGGCGAAAAUAUAUUGAAAUAUGCGAUGUCCAAAACAAAAGUCUAAGCAAAAAAAAAAAAAAAAAA